CGCUUUAUGGCCCCUUUGGCCUUCCAUCCACAACUCAAGGAGAGGCGACGUGAUUCUUGCGUGUGUGUGUGGAGGGGUUUUUUUCUUUUUUUUUUUUUUCUUUUUCUUUCCAAGGAGAGCUCCAUUACGCGUUCAGUUCUCCGAGAGAAAUCUGAAUGGUGCUCGUCCUGAUCUGAUCGCAUUGUAUGCGGAAAGGGAGGGGAAUACACGGACAAAACAAGGCGGGUGAAAGAAGGCAGACUUUAAUCAGGUGCACGGAGAGGAGGGAUGAAAUCACGCCGUUAAUAUGAUGCGCUUUCUGCUGGACUGCCUGAGGCCGGGACGUCAGCGCGCGGGCUGCGGCAGAGAAAACUCGGUGGAGAUACCAACGAAAGAGAGAGACCCUGGCAAUGAAAAUGAACUCAAGGAUAUGGAGGACGUGGUGGCGAUGGAGGAAGGGGCUCUGCAGAGAGACAGGGCUCAGUGCCGGGACAGCCAGCAGGACCUCGAGAGCCUGGCCAAGAGGCGAGCACAGCUGAAGGAGGAAAUCGAACGCAUCCAAGAGCAGCGCAAGCAGGAAGGCCAGCUGCUCCUGUCUCUGCAGGAGGAGCAGGAGGAACUGGAGCAGAGAGUGCAGGAAUACGACGGCGAGCUGAAGAGAGCUAAAGAGGAGCUGCAGCGGCUCCAGGAGGAGAUCAGCAGCACCAGAGCGCGGGUGGAGGAGGUGCACGGCCGCAUCGGCCCGCUCAAACACUGCAUCGGAGAAACGUACACAGAGAUCACUGAGGCUAAACAGAGACUAGGUGAACUGAUUACUGAGAUGAUUGCCAUCGAGACGUGUGCUCCUGAGAUCACGUCCCAGCAGGCGACGGAAAGCUUAAACGUGACUGCAAACGGCAGUUCCAGAGAGGAAGACGAGGAUGCCGAAGUGCACUGCCGUCUUGACGAAAAAGCACUCAAACAUUGCAGUGUAGAGAACGAGCCUUCUGAGCAGGAACACGAAGACGGACCUGAGAAACUGCAGCGCUCUGCUGAGAACUUGAAGAGCAGUGGUUCAUCUUCAUUCACUGAGAUCACUUUGACGGAGUUUAAAGAAGAGGAUGCGUCACCCAGAUCAAUAACUUCACAGCACACAGGCUCUGCUGAUCUGGAAGAAGAGGAUUUUGAAAUCGUCCAAUCCCUCAUGUCCAAACCGGUUCAUCAGACUGCUAGCAAGGAGUUUGACUUCUUCCACCCAGACCCUUUUGUUGAUUAUGAUGUGUUUGGAGAUGAACGCUUUCCAAAAGUGGAUAUGACAGAAUUCCUAUCUGGUGAUCCAUUCAAAGGAAGCGACCCCUUUGCUUGUGAUAACCUGUUCAGUGAUGUAGAAAACAGCCCGUUUCCUCAGGAUUCUCCCAUCAGUGAAGAAGGCAAUGCUAAGGAAUCCAACCCUUUGACCUUGAGUCCUGAAUCUGCUAGUAAAGAAGACCCUGCCGAUAUCUCAAAUGUUGCCCAUAUUCCAGCUAGUUCUAAAUGCAGUCAGUCCAUUGACUCUGGGAUGUUUGAACAAAACAUCCCUGAGUUUGCUGAGUCCGAUCAACACGUGUCAUACACUGAUGUCUGUCCUCAGGUUGGAAUCGAAAUCACAGUGACCCAAGAUCUCGACACCAUAGGAAACGAGUUGGAUCUGCCCGCAAUCCCCAAGAUUGAAGAUGGAGGACAUUUUGACCCUAUUGGUUGCGAACAUAAUGACAUUCAGGACUCUGAGUCUAGUUCGACAGUUGAAAGCUCCUUUGAUGGAGAUUUUGGCAUAGCUGAAGAUCAUCCAGAGGAGGAGCCAGAAGUUGAGGCAGGACCCAGUUAUGUUAAGAGGAAUCAAGCGCUGUACGGACUUCAGCGGAUUGAUACAAGCUCAUACACUAGUUUUCCUCUCAGUCCUGACGCGUAUGAUCCGGAGCCGUUUCCUGUCAGCAGUGACGUAGACGAGAAGCCAUCGUCGUUCAGUUCUGAUCACAAUACUGUCACUGAAAUAAAGCCUGAGAUGGAAUUAAUUGAAGACACCGAAAAUGUGUCCCCUCAUAUUGAUCCUGGUAGUCCUAGCCCUCCCAAUCAAGAGAUACAUGAUGUGAAGCGUGAGCCUUGCUCUCUUGAGCUAAAAGAAGAUCAUUUCAGUAAUACAAAUGACGCGACCCAUAAUGAAGAACCCUCUGACUCAGACGACCACAAAUUUGGAGAUAUCUAUUUUUUCACAGUCCGGUUAGACCCUGGUAGUUCUGACACUAGUCCUGUUUCUCCUGAAGUAAGUGAGAAAAAGAAAUCGGAGGCUGAAAACGCGAGUCCUGAAUCCGUUGACAUGGAUGAAUUUGACUAUGCUGCUCCAGAGGAUGAGAACCCUAAGCAGUGUAGUUUCAAAGAUUAUCCAGAGGAAAGCUUUGAUAGAGAAGAAGCCGAGGUCCGAUCCGAACAACCCUCCAUCAGUCCUGAACCAAAUGAACCUACUGAAUCUGAGGCAGAAGAUUCACAUUCAAGCCCCGUUUCUCCUGAAGUAAGUGAGAAAAAGAAAUCGGAAGCUGAACACGCGAGUCCUGGAUCCGUUGACAUGGAUGAAUUUGACUAUGCUGCUCCAGAGGAUGAGGACCUUAAGCAGUGUAGUUUCGAAGAUUAUCCAGAGGAAAGCUUUGACAGAGAAGAAGCCGAGGUCAGAACAGAACAACCCUCCAUCAGUCCUGAACCAAAUGAACCUAUUGAGUCUGAGGCAGAAGAUCCAUAUUCAAGCCCCGUUUCUCCUGAAGUAAGUGAGAAAAAGAAAUCGGAAGCUGAACACGCGAGUCCUGAAUUUGUUGACAUGGAUGAAUUUGACUAUGCUGCUCCAGAGGAUGAGGACCCUAAGCAGUAUCGUUUCCAAGAUUAUCCAGAGGAAAGCUUUGACAGAGAAGAAGCCGAGGUCCGAUCCGAACAACCCUCCAUCAGUCCUGAACCAAAUGAACCUAUUGAGUCUGAGGCAAAAGAUCCACAUUCAAGCCCCGUUUCUCCUGAAGCUAAACACCAAAGUCCUGGCCUUGACCACUUUGAAUGCAAUAUAUUUGAUUUAGAGUGCAACAGUGUAUUUAAUCCCCGAUCUGAAAAUAAAGAAAACGCUGACCUAGAUAGUACUGUGGAUACAAAUUCAGAGAGCUGUAAUACAGAGCCUGUAGUUCAGUACCUCAUUAGCCCUGUCUCUGGUGACACUGGGAUGUUCGCGACCGAUGGUUACAAGCUUUGUGCUCGCAACCCAUUCAGCUUUGAUGUUGGAAGCAUAGAUCACUGUGAGGACACUGAAAGGAAUCCUGAGCCUCCUAACUCUGAAACUUGUGUCAUAAAUGAAUCUGGCUCAUCUGAGACAAGUCUCCAAAGUUUGGUCCUACUUGAUCCAGUACUCAUAGGUAACCCAAUACAUGCAUUUGAUGCCAAAAAUCCAAACACUGACAGCGGAAGACUAGAUUCUGGGUAUCAUGAAUUUGGUGGACUGGAUCCUUUCAGUCCCGCACCUACAGAUUCACGUCCAGAGUCUACAGAAAUGGGUCCAGGCUCUGUAACUGAAAAUCUAGAGAUAGUGGUGCCCAAUCCCACAAAUUUGGAUGUACAUGUUUCAGAUCCCUUUAGCCCUGAGUCCAGUGAUACAACAAUAUUUGAUUCUGAACCUGAAAUCUGUAACCCUGCGACCAACGAUGGAAUAACAAACGAUUCAGGUCUUGGGUGUACUGGUUCGUCUGAUGUACUUGCCGAGUCCUUUAGCGGAUCUGAAUUCGACAGUUUUGACCCCUUCAGUCCGAUGCCGCAUCUUACAGGAAGCAAUUACGCUCACUCCAACAUGGAUAUCCUUGUCCCUGGAUCUGUCCAAGAUGAUUCCAGAUCUUAUGGAGAUUACAGAUCCAGUAGCUGGGACUCCGGAGUUAGUCAGUCUCCUCAACUACACUGUGAUUCUGCACCAAACAGAGCGGAUCCCCUCCUACCACUUGAGGCUAACCUGGUCAGCCCUGAUACCCAAAGCCUAAGCUAUUCAUCCAGUUACUCAACAACAGACUUUAUUUUCCAGUCCGAUUCCAGUACCUUUACCGAUAUUGGCUCUUUUUCACCCAAAGUUGAGAAAAUAACCGUACAGGACAAAAAUUCCACGGUAAGUGUCACAGCCAUGGAAGACCUCGCCGAAAUCGAUUUCUUCUGCUCUGAGCUCAGCAAAAUGGUGGCCUCACGUUCCUCUGAUUCCGUUCAGCAAAGUGUCACUGAAAUGCUUUUUGGCUCUAAUCCAGACACUGCCAAGUUCUAUCCAUGGGAUUUGGAAAACAGCAGCACUGAUAUUAAAGAGACCUCAAGUCCAGAAGUUGAUUUCGGCCAUACGCCGGACGAGGCCGAGAAACCUAGCUUGCUAUGAUGACGGGACACUCCUAAAAAUUCCAUAGACCUAUGUAGUACUAUUAUAGAAACUCCUUGAGUUUUCUGUUAGGAAUCUGAGCUCAUGCUUCCAGGAAAUGACAUCAUCAACGACUGAACAUUACUUUGAACAUGCAUAUCAUAUGACACCAGAGGAUUACCUACAGUAGCAAGGACAACAUUACCUAUCUAUAUGGAGGUGCUUCGAAGCCAGAAGAUUACCGAGCCCUGAAACAUUAGUUAUGGAAUCUCCCUAGAAAUAAGUAGCAUACUUGACCUUUCUGACCUUUUUAACCCUUUUAGAAAGAUGGUAUCCUCCAUUUUAGAAGUAGCCUGUAUCUGAUGGCCUGCAAAUCCUUGUAAAGGCAGAUGGACAGUUUAAGUAGCACCACUGUGUCACAUUGUACCUCCAUUUUUAUUUUUGAAAGAAUACCAUGGCUUGAUGUAACAAGCAUGCUACGUUGUCCUUCCCAGCUUCUUGGGUUAUUUCAGGGGUGUAUAACGUAUGCCUUUAUUCAUACAUCUGUACAAACCUGACUUGUUUAACAGGGUUUAUUUCAAAAUAGAGCGAGAGAUAUGAUACAACUGACUGAAAGUUCUCACAUUGAAUACCUCCAGUACAGUGCUGCAUGAAUCAAGUGUUCUUAAGGAGUGUAUGUGGAGAUUAUUAAUUCAUCCACUGGCUACUUUUAGAGAUUCCAUUGAAUUUAGCAGUGUUUGCAUCUAGUGAGUGAGUCUGGUAAACAAGUCGUUACAUUUGUAUGGCCUACACUACUUACUAUCUUGAUCAUACUAAGUAGCAUUUUAUACAGGGUUCUGUUCUUCAUUUUCACACAGCAUCACAAAUCAUCGUAUAAGAGCUCUGCUUGUUCAGGCCUUGGAAUCUGCAAUACUAAUCAAUAUAUAGAGAAUUGCCAAUGUUUUAUAAGCAAUUCAUAACACACAUAUGAAAUUAUAUAUAAUUACAUGUUCAGCCUAAUGUAACUACUACAAAUCCACACCAAUGGAGAUUUUAAGCAACUGCUGAAACACUAAUUAUGUCACGUGUGUGUGUGUACGCCUGUACUAGAUGUCUGUCUGUUCUUGUGUGCAAAGUGUUUUAUCAUUGGCAUCAAAACAUUCAUUUGUUAAAGAUAAAUGAAUAUAUAAUGCAGUAAAAGUUUUAAAACAGCUGUACUUGUCAGUUUUAUG
Ictalurus punctatus (channel catfish) is the source of this 5559-nucleotide messenger RNA. RefSeq lists its product as uncharacterized. The transcript has 9 exons. The coding region runs from base 287 to 4369 and encodes 1360 amino acids. NCBI's taxonomy places the organism in Eukaryota, Metazoa, Chordata, Actinopteri, Siluriformes, Ictaluridae. The record is from RefSeq and is a predicted model, not a curated record.